AUGGGCAAUCAAUUUUUGAUGAAUGAUGGGACCUACUCAGAAUAUUUUAUAUUAAAUAUAAGAGAAUCAAGGUGUGUGACUAAAAGACUUAAGAACACUUGGCAUAUACUUUCAACUGCUGACUGCAAAAGUUAUUGUGAUUAA
This is a messenger RNA of Entrophospora candida, 144 nucleotides long. The record is from the annotation of a GenBank genome assembly. NCBI's taxonomy places the organism in Eukaryota, Fungi, Glomeromycota, Glomeromycetes, Entrophosporales, Entrophosporaceae.